Molecule: messenger RNA, 174 nt
Organism: Baudoinia panamericana UAMH 10762
Lineage: Eukaryota; Fungi; Ascomycota; Dothideomycetes; Mycosphaerellales; Teratosphaeriaceae
Exons: 1
Coding region: 1-174 (57 amino acids)
Source: RefSeq, a predicted model, not a curated record
AUGUCAGCAUUCGGCGACACCACGCACUUGCGCGUGCGCUGUGAGCCGGAGAUGCCACCCCAUACCAACUACGCUGUAUUCCCGAGUGGCUGUUACGCUGACAGUGGCGAGCCGGCCGUGCCGCAUCGUAACGAGCCAUUCCCGUACCCAAUGCAGCAACGUUGUCCAUCGUAA